Planococcus citri (citrus mealybug) is the source of this 1378-nucleotide messenger RNA. RefSeq lists its product as uncharacterized. NCBI's taxonomy places the organism in Eukaryota, Metazoa, Arthropoda, Insecta, Hemiptera, Pseudococcidae. Bases 55 to 1068 code for a protein of 337 amino acids. The record is from RefSeq and is a predicted model, not a curated record. The transcript has 2 exons.
CCUUGACAAUUUUAUAAACGUAUUCACUUCAACAUCAAUAUCUCGAAUCGUGGUAUGAGAAGAACACCAUUAAUCCUUUCAUAUGUAAAUGUAUUAAAUUGUAUUUUAAAUAUUUUUUUCUCCGAUAUAAUGGAGUGUUUUGAAGGUGGCAGGUUCAUGAUUUGUUGGUGUCUUAUUUUCCACUUUUCAAGUCACACUGCGGUAACUAUUGCAGAAAUGGAGAUCCUAAGCCAGUCAGCGCAAAAUUCCUUAUUUCGAGGUAUCUUCAAUGAUACGACCGUAUUAUUGUCAUUUUUAAACUCCAUCUCCGUGUUCUAUCCGGACAUAAAUGUGGAAGAAUUAACUGAUAUCGAUAUAAAUCCUCGAGAGCCCAAAAGAGGGGUAGACCAACCGGAAACGAUCUUCGAUGCAUGGGCUACCGAUAAACAUGGUGAAAAUUACAUAUUCCAGAUGCAACAGUCCUUCAAACCGUUCCAAGCUAGCAUGUACCAAUAUUAUGCCGCCCAAGCGUAUUGCGAUGCUAUCGAAUUAAAGUAUAACAAAUUUCAAAAACAACAUGGCAGAGCCCCAAACGAUCGAGAACUUUACGCAGACGCCCCCAGCGUUUUUCUCAUCGUCUUUACGGAUGACCUGCCUGUAAAACCAUUCACCUGCGGUGAUUCUAUGCACGCUUGUAUCGAUGAGUUUGACCAAGAAUCAAAAUUAAAUUUCAUGUUUACUAAUUUACAAAAAAUAGAUGAAAUGCCUAAUCACGGUUUUACUAAAUGGAUCCAUUUUUUGAAACAUUCGCGAAAUGGAUGGCUUCCAAAGAAACUAGAACCAAUUUAUGAAAAUGAGAUGGGUAUCAUUCGAGCUCUCAAGAUUAUGAAAGAAACAUCGCCUGUGAGUGGGAAUGUGAAGCUGAAAGAAAAAUCGAAGAACUUGAUCGAAGCUAAAGAAGAGGCUCGCCAGGAGGCUCUCGAGGAGGUAGCUAAGCGUCUUUUGAAGCAAAAUAUGACCAAUGACGAAAUUUGGGAUAUAACCGGUCUAAGCAAAGAUCGAAUAGAAAUAUUGCGAAACGAUAUCUAAUAAGUAUGGCAUCCUUUGCCUAGGUUGAAGGGAGUCAAUUGUGAUGCGAAAUAUGUACUGUUAUGAGAGCGGUCACAGUAUUUGACGUUUGUUUGAAUUUUUUCUCAAAAUAAUAUCUAUCAAUAUAAUAACCCUGUGAGUACCUCAUGGAUCAAUAGAAAUAUGUAUAAAAAGUUCAUCAACCUGGGUGGUUUAAUUUGAAUUCAUUUCUGUUCAUUUAUACUUGUCUGAUAAUAAUUAAUCAGUAAAAAGGAGUUGCCAAGAUUUCAUAAUGGAUCAUUCCACGUCAAUCGGACCAAGAAGUGGUAGG